ACAGGCAUACAUCAUUUUCACGCUAACCUAUGGACAACGCUAUAUGUCAUGGAAAUACGAUAUGGUCCUUGUAUUCAGGUUCCGGGGUGCAAUACCAUCUAGUGUUGGGAUGAUAUAACGGGGAAAUCAGCCGACAGUUUCGCAGUAGUGCUGAAUAUGAGCAGAUGGGAUGGAAGACACUGCGCGCGCAACUGAAACAAUAGCGUCGCUGUAGUUUAAAGGACUAACAGGAUACCAUUGGGCAUUAUACAGUUUCUCGGACCGACUUUGGAAAUACAGUAUCAUUGUGGCACAUGGCAGUUCAUUGAUUUUGCUCAAGCAGCGAUGAAUACAAUAGUCUUUAGUAAGUUUGAUCACCUGCGCUUUGAGGAAAGCGAAAAAAGUGUGGAAAGGACCAGCAGGAACUAUUUAGAUGUGAUCGAUAGGCACAAUCCAGAUUUACUGUCAAGCCACAAAGUGAUGGAUGACACCGACGCUCACAAACACAGGAGGAAUGGUGGAGGGAAGGUGCGGCACAAACGUCAAGCCCUCCAGGAUAUGGCUCGACCCCUGAAGCAAUGGCUCUAUAAGCACAGGGACAACCCUUACCCCACCAAGACUGAGAAGAUACUGCUUGCUCUGGGCUCCCACAUGACCCUGGUUCAGGUCUCAAACUGGUUUGCAAAUGCAAGACGUAGGCUCAAGAAUACAGUGCGACAGCCUGACUUAAGCUGGGCUCUACGCAUAAAACUCUACAACAAAUAUGUCCAAGGCAACGCAGAGAGACUCAGCAUUAGCAGCGAUGACACAGUAUCAGACGAUGAAGAGAACACUUUACAGAUGCAGACCAGUGAAUCAAACUUUAAUAGACCCCCGCACAAGAGUGUCAUUCAGGACAGUAGGGGCAAAGGGGUGGGACGAAGUACAGUUUGUGAUGAUUACGUCUCUCCACCGAAAUACAAGAACAGCUUGCUGAACCGUUAUUUAAAUGAUUCCCUUCGGCACGUAAUGGCCUCUGAAAAAGUUCUGGACUCUCGGAAGAGGAACCACUCUGGAUCGUUUAGCUCCAACGAGUAUGAGGAAGAUCUUCUCUCGCCCUCAUCAUCAGAAGCUGAGGCAAACAUCACAUACCGUACAGUGACGUUGGACUGUGGCACACACCAGGGUGAGAGCGGUGCUCAUAAAGCUGGCAGAUGGGGAAAUAAUGAGACCUACUGGAAAGAGCUCCAUGCUGCCAUGGCCUUGACCAACCUGGCCCAAGGAAAGGAGAGUGCAGCUCCAGGCACCACCAGCUGUAUCAUCCAGAAAUCUUCCCAUAUAGCAGAGAUUAAGACUGUCAAAGUGCCCACACAACCCCGACAUUAGUGGUAAACAGACUGGACGGCGGUCUUAUAAACUGUAAUAGGACGUAAUUGUUAAAAGACUACCUGAACACUUGAGUAUGUAUGUACAUGCAAUAAUGACGUUGAAAACUACCCACAACAGCCUUUUUUGAGAGGAAAAAUAUAUGGGGAUUGACCAGUGUGCCUAUUUUUCUACCACUGUCUUGUGAAAAAUGACACAGUUUAGAUGGUUAUGAAAGUUUUUUUCUUUUUGUUUUUUUUUUUGUUUUUUUUUGGACUGUACCACUGAAAACAGAAGUACAGAAAUCUAAAGAAUUCUGAUUUGUACAGUCAUCAUUUCUGAAAUACACUUUUUGUCAGUGGCUGAAAUGUAAUAUAUUCAUUUAUGUAUUCAAUUUUUGUUAAAUUAUGUUAAUUUUAACAUUAUUUGACGGAGGAUUAUUGUCAUCCUUUGACAAUGCUAUAUAAACCUUGUUGGAUUCUUAUGUUUUUAAAAUACAGCUUAUAAAGGAACUUUCUUUCUAAUGUUUCAAAUAUUUUACCCCCGAGUGAACCUAAAUUUUUUGAUAACACUUUACAAUAAGGUUCAAUUCGUUAACAUUAGUUAAUGCAUUAGGUAUCAUGAACAAACAAUGAACUAUAUUUUUUACAACUUUUAUUAUUCUUUGUUAAUGUUAGUUAAUAAAAAUACAAUUGUUCAUUGUAAGUUGAUGUUAGUUCAUAGUACAUUAACUAAUGUUAACAUAUACAACUUUUGAUUAAAAAAAAUAUUACUAUAUUUUGAAAUUAACAUUAAGCAGGUUAAUAAAUGCUGUAAAAGUAUUGUUCAUUGUUAGUUCUGUUAACUAAUGUUAACAAAUGGAACCUUAUUUUAAAGUGUUACCCAUUUUUAUGUCAUUUCUUGUUGAAAUACACUUUUAAUUUCAUGUGGGCCAUUGUCUGUGAUUUUUAUCAUAUGUGCGAGUUAAGUGAGAGCAAAUAAAAGUUUUUGAA
Myxocyprinus asiaticus (Chinese sucker) is the source of this 2315-nucleotide messenger RNA. RefSeq names its product homeobox protein Mohawk-like. Gene Ontology annotation, molecular function: RNA polymerase II cis-regulatory region sequence-specific DNA binding; DNA-binding transcription factor activity, RNA polymerase II-specific. Gene Ontology annotation, cellular component: nucleus. The record is from RefSeq and is a predicted model, not a curated record. NCBI's taxonomy places the organism in Eukaryota, Metazoa, Chordata, Actinopteri, Cypriniformes, Catostomidae. The coding region runs from base 325 to 1344 and encodes 339 amino acids. Gene Ontology annotation, biological process: regulation of transcription by RNA polymerase II; muscle organ development; cell development. The transcript has 7 exons.